AUGAUGAAGGUCGCUCACGUCGGCUUGAUCGCCCCUCUGGUGUGUCUGGCCUUUGGGAAUGAAAACGGGUACGGGUAUGGGUAUGGGUGGAAAGAGCCCUCUCCUUCACUCUCGUACGCCAACGUGACCAGCCUUCUCGAUACCAUCAUCACUCGCGGAUAUCUUCGCGUGGGCACGACAGGCGACUACAAGCCAUUCAGCUACAAGGUCGCUGACGCCACCGCCCUCCCCAAUGGCACCUCCUUCAAUACGACCUACAUUGGCGGCGACAUCGACAUGGCCCAAGCCCUCUCCAACGCCCUAUCCCUCCCAUCCCCACCCGUCUUCGUCCCCUCGGUCUGGGCGAACCUGACCAAAGACGUGGCGGCUGAUCAAUUCGACAUUGCCAUGGGCGGCGUCAGCAUCACUCUCCCUCGCGCCAAGACCGCGUUCUUCUCCACUUCGAUGCAACGCGUGGGCAAGACGGGAUGUAUCCGCUGUGCCGAUAAGGAGAAAUACACUGAUUUCGAGUCGCUGGAUGUUUCUGGUGUGAAGAUCGCUGCCAACCCGGGCGGUACGAAUGAGGCUUUUGACAGAGCAAAUUUUCAGAAUGCGGAGAUUGUUAUAGUGGAGGAUAAUAAUGCUGUAUAUCAAGCCGUGAUAGAUGGAACAGCAGACGCCAUGGUGAGCGAUAAGAUUGAAGUGGAGUUGCAGGUGAAUUUGCGCAAUGGGAGUUUGUGCAUGGUCAAUGAGGAGCCGUGGACGUUUGAGGAGUUGGGAUAUUUGUUGCCCCGGGAUCAGGCGUGGAAGAACUUUGUUGAUUUGUGGGUGAGGAAUCAAGUUGAGGGUGGAGCGUGGAAUGAGACUUUGGGAAAGUGGAUGGCGUAUAAGUGGCCGGCUGUCUGA
Ramularia collo-cygni is the source of this 885-nucleotide messenger RNA. RefSeq names its product related to Cyclohexadienyl dehydratase. The record is from RefSeq and is a predicted model, not a curated record. Lineage: Eukaryota; Fungi; Ascomycota; Dothideomycetes; Mycosphaerellales; Mycosphaerellaceae. The coding region runs from base 1 to 885 and encodes 294 amino acids. The transcript has a single exon.